Messenger RNA from Ruditapes philippinarum (Manila clam), 3289 nucleotides. Its product is annotated as complement C1q tumor necrosis factor-related protein 5-like. Gene Ontology annotation, molecular function: protein binding. The transcript is spliced from 3 exons. The record is from RefSeq and is a predicted model, not a curated record. Lineage: Eukaryota; Metazoa; Mollusca; Bivalvia; Venerida; Veneridae. Bases 61 to 870 code for a protein of 269 amino acids.
UCUCAGUGAGUAAGAUUCAGAGACUUUCGUAAACUUUAUUUUUCAACUUUCAUCAUCACAAUGGGUUUCUCAUUGUUAUUUUCAUUUGUUAUUGCCUUUGGAAUAUAUAGUUAUAAUUUUUCUGAGGCUAGAGAGCCUGUAUGUUCAAAAUUUGCAUACGAAGAACAGCUUUUAGAGAAAAUGAUAAGGACUGAAAUUAAGGUAGAAACAAUGGUGAAUGAAAUUAAGAAAACUGAGGAAAAUGUCAUCAGUACAUUAAGCGACAUUAAACAAACAGUUUCAGAUUUUACGGACAUGUUUGUAGAUAUGAGAGGAAACAUAACGGAUGAAAUGUUAAAGAGAGGUAAUGAGAUAAAAAGGAGAGAAAAAUCGUUCAAGAAACGUUUUGAAGAAACAAGAAACAACCUCACUAGUGACAUUGACGCUAAAAAAGUGGAACUUAACCAAAUUCAAGGAAAACUUGAACAACCUCCGAUCGCUUUCUAUGCACAUCACUUGAAAGACCUGGUUCUUGAUACUGCAAAUGAGAUUCUUAUAUUUGAAAAGACAAUCACUAACGAGGGCACAGGUUACGACACGUCCACGGGAUUGUUCACGGCACCUGUUGGAGGACUAUACCAGUUUGAUGUUCAUACAUGUACUUAUAAUAGAAAAUAUUCAUAUCUGGGCCUAGUGAUGGAAGGUAACGUUAUUGCAGCAGAUUCCAACUUUGGUGAUGCUAAUUCUGACUGUGAUUCAUUUGGAGCAAUAAUAAGAGUAAGAUCAGGAGGAAACGUUUGGGUCAAAUCCACAUCGUCAGCUUCUAACCGCCAGCCAGGACAAGACGCAUACAGGAUGAACACAUUCAGUGGAGUACUUGUCAAUAACUGAAUUAUAAAUAAAUCAAUAAACAUUGAUGGGAGUAAAAUCAAAUUAUUAUAAGCUGACGUUAAACGUAAACGUUUUGAUGUAAACUGCUUCAAUUCAUUUUAGACUUUUAAUUACUCUAGUGUUUUGUGAAAUAAGUCAAGAAUGGUCGAUUUAUCAAUGAUGUGUCUAUAUGUUGUAAAGAAUAUCAUUCAUACAACGUUUUAGUUUGCAUAGUGUUAAUAUUAGUUUAUGUUAGUAUAUUAAUAGUAAACAAAGGCUGAUUAUAAUUGAUUAAAGCAAAGAAAGCGAACCUUGUGUUCAUUUAGGUUUUGUUUGAAUGUAUCAUUUAGCAGCUGAAUGUUUUAUGUUUAUGAAAACAAUAAAUAUACACUAAUUAAAUUAAAUAUAUGACAAAACAUAAAUUAUAAUCAAUACAAAUUUUAAUAUUAUCAUAUUAACAUUUUGACAAAUAAAACAAUUAAAAGAUAUAUUAUGCUCAAAUUUGAUAUUUUAAAAUAUUGAUAUUUGCUAUACGGCCUUAACGUAAUUGUAAAGACAUGUUUUAGGCUUCUAUUCUGUUCUACUCUUUUAACGUAAAAAAACAUAACUUAGUCAUCUUUCAAAGGUGUACUAGGUAUGUACAUAAAAAUGCAUUUGUAUAUAUGUGCAAGGUAAUUUGAUUGAAGCAAAUAAAUAAAUCCCCUACAUUUUUGAUAUAUUUUUAUAAGCAUAUUGUCAGGUGUAUUCAUAUUAUAUAGUUUUCAUUAAUCACCAGUAUUUAUCGUCUUUUUUGAUAUACAACUUGAAGACAUUUUACAUUUAUAUCUUUUUUCACUGCGGUUGAAAUGUUGUUAUACUUUGACCCUUAAAAAGGCUUUUCUGUCAAUGAUAUUAACAUCAAUUUCUCUUAUAUGUUUAUAAUGCAUUAUAUUUAUUAGAUAAAGUCAAUCAUAAGCAACAUGAAAUAGACUUGAUUUUCAGGCUAUUGUGUACAUACUGUUAACCUAUAAUUAAGAUUUAACACACACAAUGAUAUCUUUAUUAAUAUGUAUUGCAUCAUCUCAACUAUAUAUUAACAAAACAAUAUGGAAUAAGCAAUAAAAUCUUAAAUAUAAACAUGACAUUUAUUAAAACAAAAGGAAGUAUAAAUGAAAACCUGAAAAUUCGUUAGUUUGAAUCCCCCCAAAAACAUACCACAAUAAUAUACAUGUAUUAUAGACUGAAUCUAGAAACUUAUAGUUGUUAAACUGACCAGAAACAAUAUGUUGAUACAAGACGUCAAUUAUUUCUGAAACUUAACCUUCCUAAGAUCUUGUUUUCUUGUAAAAAUUCCAGAAAACAAUAUUUGUAACAUAAUACUUCAUAUUUUCCUGCGAACGACAAUAUUUAAUAAGUACGUAACAGACGUUAAUUCAUAUAAACUGCUCAAGUCAAAAACUUUCUAACUAAAACAUAAUUAAUAGAUAAUACAAACACCUCAUUUACAGUUUAUAAAUAUAUUGAUAAUUGUAUUUAUUCAUACAAUUAUCACAAUCAUUUGGAAAAUAUACUCCGUAAUGUCUGAUUUUUGUGCAGUUCGGUCUUACUUUUUACCUUCGUUACUGGAUAUACAUGGUGUGAAUGGCGUUAUUACGUUCAUGCCGUUUGCUUAUCUUCGACGUUUGAAUGAUUUUUAUUCCAAAAAUGUCCAAAUAAUAUUGGCAAUAUUUAUACAAAAGAAACAAAGCCUGAUUUGUAUAUAUUUUAAUAAAAGCCGUGUCGUUUUCUACAAUUAAAUAUCUUUUUUCGUUUAAUGGCAAUCUUUAUUCUUAUAUUUUGUUUCUUCAGAAACGUUUUUCAAAAAAAUAAAGAAUUAUGAUAACCUGAAUAAAUUGGUUUUUUUUUGCAUAUUAAUAUAAGAUCAAUGUUCUUUUUGUUUAUCGUACUUUACUUUUUUAAAGCAAACUUGUUUACAAAUUUUACUAACUUAAGACUUUGCAUUAAUUUUAUCAUCGUCUUAUAUUGCUUCGUUUUCUUCAGUUUCUGUGUCAAAUAAUGAAUAGCCAGAAAAAGACGAAUACAUGUAACCAUGGAUAUAUGACCCACGCUUUAGAAGUACGAGCCAGACCUGGCCCCCGGAUGUUAGAUUACAUAUGUCGGUGUUCGACGACGUCGCCCAGAACGGAAUACUCUCUGCCCAUAUUGUCGCCACCAUCGUUCCGUUGUUCAUCAACAUCGCAGCAGCCUACAAAUGAAAACAUUAGUGACAAAUCAACAUUUUUAGAAAUUUACCCUCUUGGUAUAUAAACUUUAUAUGGCGAUCUUUUAAAGGCAGUAUCUUUUGGUAAAAUCGAUGUAAAAAACAACAACAAUACAAUCGUACAAUUAACUUUCAUUACAUGUGCAAGAUAAUUUCGUAAUGAAUGUAAUGUAUACACUUAGGUUACAUUCUUGAACUGGA